GCUGACAGCUCGGAGAUGUAUUGUUUUAGUAUUAGUUAGAGCGUUGUUUGUUCUGUGAUUGAACAGUAAUUCAGUAACCUCGUUAGAGCUGUUCAAAGAGGUUCUGCGGACGCUGUAAUCAGAAGAGAAUUAAGCAUAUUUAUAUGAUCACGUGAUGCGAUUAUGUCACUGUUUACUACCCAGCUCGAACUGCAAUCAGCUCGCGUUCUCUGUUUCCUCCCCGUCUGAUCUUCUCACACGAGAACAAGUUCACCUCUCGGUUCCAAGAUAUGGACAGUUCAACGACCAAGAAGCGAGACUCUGAAAGUCCAUCGCGUAAAGAAAUGUCUGCUUUGCGCAGGUUCUUCACAAACACGUUCGCCCGUCGUCGUCGUCGCGGCAAUCGCGGGAAGACCCCCGGUGCUUCCUCGAUCUUCAACGCGACUGAGGAUCCGGCUGUUGUCGAUGAAGACUCUAAGCACGGCGAUGGCGAUACCCCUGUUGCAAACACCGAGUCUUUUUUCCAUGAAGAUUCUGCACCUCAUGGCUCUCUUUGGCGAUAUACUCCUCAUCCGGCGACUCAGCUCGCGCAGGCCAUCGCGACACAGGCUAACAUCAAUGAGGGCUGUCUUACUCCGAAGAAGCUCACUGAUACUACGCCGUCUGUGGAAAAGUCCGAGUCGUCAGCCCUGGCAGCUGGAUCCCAAGGUGGACUGUCUACUGUGUUGUCUCUCCAGCUGGCAGCAAAGGAAGCGUCUGAUUGCUACAACGACUUCAUGGUAAACUACGCCAGCGGCUUCUACAAUUUCUCAGUGAACUUGCCCAAGCCGCUUGGACUUCCUGCAGACCUAAAGUUUUUUGUUCCUCCGAAACCUAUCGACGAAGGCACUCGACUUGCUGAAGUGAAGCGUUACAGAGUUGCCUUCACGCGUCAGUCCGUUAAAGCCAUCGAGCGACUCAUUGUCGCUGCUCGAUCUCUGUUCAAGGUCAAAUGUGCAACAGUCUCGGUUAUGCUUGAGGACAGGCAGUUGAUCAUCUGCGGUGCUGGUAUGAAGCGCAUCCGGGAGAUCCCUCGUGCGCAAUCUCUGGAAGGGCAUACCUUGCUUUCGAGUUUUCCUGUCGUCAUCAGCUCUACUGCCGAUGACUGGCGGUUCGCAAACCACCCGCUUGUAAAGGAAUUUCCCCACAUUGGUUUCUGGGCAUCGGCGCCAUUGAUCUCGCCUUCAGGCCACGUUAUUGGAGCAUUUAGCGUCUUUAGUCAUAUGGCUCGUCCUGAUUUCGACGCAAGCAACUGCAGAAGACUACAGGAAUUUUCUGAAAGCACGGUCAGGCUGCUGGAUGACGAACUUGAAUCGAGAAAGAAUGACUCGAAAAGUGAGGUUUUUGAUUCAUUACUCCAUUAUCCUAAUGAUUCCAGCGACAUGUACUCCGCCGAAGAGUUUGAUUUCCCUACGCCGAAAGAACAAGACGCAUUUCUUUCCUAUCGAGAUAUUCAAAGCUCAUCGCUCCAACUUUCCCGUUCGGUUUCGAAAUCCACCGGAAGAGGAUUCCGAUACAAAUCCAAGACAAACAUGACCAAUGUGUUUCAUCUGUUUGCUGAGAUCAUCGCGCUGAGUCUUGGAUAUGAUACCAUCGUUUUGGUGGAAGUUCGGAAGCCUGAAGAUACCGACGGCGCUGCCGGUGCUGCUCAACCGAAAAAUGAGAUUCUUGUUUUGUCUGCCUAUGGCAUUGAUUUGAAUACCGCUCAGCUUCAGCUGCCCACGCGCGAGCUCGCUCUUGAGGCUCUGAAUUCUGAAUGUGGAAUAUACUCUCACUCACUGUUCGUUAGCUCCUGAACAUAUACCCAUAUCUGUCUUUUUGUCGACUAGCUGUCUAUUCUAGUCUCUGCUGCACGUUACUUAUAUCUAAUCAUUACUUCUAGGUCUUCUGAUCCCAGCGGGAUAUUCUGUUCCAUCUUCCCUGUCCGACGGUUCUUCUUCUCGGUGGAGAACAACGCCAACAG
This is a messenger RNA of Myxozyma melibiosi, 1981 nucleotides long. RefSeq lists its product as uncharacterized. Lineage: Eukaryota; Fungi; Ascomycota; Lipomycetes; Lipomycetales; Lipomycetaceae. The transcript has a single exon. Bases 270 to 1814 code for a protein of 514 amino acids. The record is from RefSeq and is a predicted model, not a curated record.